AUGGUCUUUGCACGUGGCGAUGUCUGCGGGCACGAUGACGAGGUCAUAGAACACCAUAUGCCAGAGAACGGCGUCGAGAUCGUGUUCUGGAAUGGCCCGAACGAUCGUGAAAAUCCGUAUAAUUGGCCACUUCGACAAAAAUGGACCUUGACCCUGCUGGCGGCGUUCGCGACGUUCAUCACCAUGGCCAAUGGCACGAUCAUCACGGUAGCGCAUGAAUCAAUCAAUGAAGAGUUUGGCAUUUCUGAUACCAAUUUCCCACACUCCUACUGGCCAGUAACCUCCUGGACCGUCGGAGGUGCUUGCUCUUCGCUUUUGAUACUGCCACUGAUGGAGGAGUUUGGUGCGCGGCGAGUGUUUUUGAUGACCUAUGUGAUCUUCUUCUGCUUCGUGAUCCCUCAAGCGCUGGCGCAGAACUUUGCCACGCUGAUUGUCACGAGGUUCUUCGCUGGUGGCUGCGUCUCGAUCCUGGCCAAUACCGCGGCCACAGUGAUUGGAAACAUCUGGGACGACGAAAAGGCACGAAACAUCCCAGUCAGCCUGUACAUCGUCACCUACCUGGCGGGUGCGAGUAUCGGGCCCGUGAUCGGUGCGCCUAUCUACCAUUUCCUCUCGUGGCGAUGGAUCAGCUACAUGCAGCUGACCUGGCUGGGUGCAUUCUUCCCAGUCUACUUUUUCUUCUUCAAGGAAUGCCGAGGUAUCGCCAUCCUGGGUCAGCGAGCCAAGAAGCUGCGGAGGGAAGGUCGAUCGGCGUACACCCAGCAUGAGAUUGAUAGUCAAGGGACAUCCUUGUUGAUGAUUGUUGCCCGAAGCGCGACGCGGCCCUUAAUCCUAUUCUUCACCGAGUCAGUGGUGUUUGUCAUGUUCAUGUGGUCUGCCUUUACCGUGGGCGCGUUGUAUCUCUUCACUCAGUCGGUGGAGCAAGUGUUCAUCGGGCUGUACGACUGGACCCCCGUGCAAGCCGGGUACAUACAAUCCGCCGUGGUGGUGGGAGAAGUCUUGGGCUGGGUAGUCAAUCUGGCAUCGGGGCCAAUCUACUUCAAUUCAGCCGCGCGAAACACAGAGACUCCCGGCACCCCUAUCCCGGAGGCACGGCUCUAUCUGGCAAUCGCAGGAGGCGUCGUCGGCAUAUCUGGAGGCAUGUUCACUUAUGCCUGGACCUCCUAUCCAAGUUUCCCCUGGAUUGCGCCUGCGGUUGGUCUGGCCAUGGUCGGGUGCGGGAGCAUGGUUGUGGUGACCGGCCUGUCAGACUAUGUUGUCGAUGCAUACGCCAAAUACGCCGCCAGCGCCGUUGGAAUCAUCGUGACGGGCGAAAACCUCUUCUCGGCGUUUUUGCCACUCGCGGCGAUGAGCAUGUACAAGACCCUUGGCUUCCACUGGGCGAGCACACUGCUGGCGUUCAUCUCUCUUGCCCUCUCCUUUGCGCCGAUUCUCUUUGUCGUUUUGGGAAAGCAAAUCCGAGCUCGGAGCCCGUUCAUGAAGGAAGCCAUGUUGGACAAGAGACGGAAAAGCUUGGACUCGACGGUCUAG
Penicillium diatomitis is the source of this 1530-nucleotide messenger RNA. RefSeq lists its product as uncharacterized. The coding region runs from base 1 to 1530 and encodes 509 amino acids. The record is from RefSeq and is a predicted model, not a curated record. The transcript is spliced from 2 exons. Gene Ontology annotation, biological process: transmembrane transport. NCBI's taxonomy places the organism in Eukaryota, Fungi, Ascomycota, Eurotiomycetes, Eurotiales, Aspergillaceae. Gene Ontology annotation, molecular function: transmembrane transporter activity.